GUUCCCAGACAAGGUCAGAAAGGAGAAACUCGAAUCAAAUUGCCCGAGUAGGUAAAGAAAGCAGUGUUACCUCUCUCAGAAGCAAUGGUCGCAAUCUGAGCAAUGGGGAAGAAUCUUUGCGCCGAAAUGAGGUGUGGGAUGAGCUUUUUUGGGCAUGUAGAUUUGAGACACCCACCCACGUUAUCUUGGUGUGGCGUGUGGCUACUAGUCUCUGUACGAUUGGAUCAAGACCAAUGAGUUUAAGCAAUGAAAAUUUCAUUAUUGCCUCUGCCCUGUCCGGCUAUUAUGCCUAUUUGGUGGCUUUUGCUCCAAGGUUGAUAUGCACUAAUGCUACCGUUUCUAUGUUUAUAUUUGAUCAAGUAAUCAAGGAAGCCAGAGGUAUUCCAUUGAGCAGCGUUUUAGAUAAUGAUAUUUACCAAAAGCUUAUGAAUCAGCCGGAUAGAGGAGGUCACAGAAUCAUUCAAAGGGGUGCAAGGCUUGCAAAUGAUCUGCAACAAAUACAAAAUCGUGAAAGGGAUUUCUUAUGGAAGGUCUUGGCGGAUUUCUGGGCGGAGUACAUGUUACUCCUAUCUCCCUCUGGUGAUCCAAUGGCCCAUGUAGAACACCUAGCCAAAGGAGGAGAGUUUGUGACUCACUUGUGGCUUUGCUCUCGCAUGCAGGCAUUCUCAACAAUGGCUCAACUAUGCAAUUCUAAAAAUGGUCCCUUUACUUUGUGUGUCACCAUUUUUAAUGUCAUUGGACCACAUGCGUCUCUGGAGUGAAAAAAACUAGCUGUGCUUUAUAAGUUGUAAUUAAACAAAUGUGAUGUAUCAAUUCAUGGGUAUAUGUAUGAUAUAUAAAUGAAUAUCUCCUGU
Molecule: messenger RNA, 854 nt
Organism: Rubroshorea leprosula
Lineage: Eukaryota; Viridiplantae; Streptophyta; Magnoliopsida; Malvales; Dipterocarpaceae
Source: the annotation of a GenBank genome assembly